CGUUCCUGCACAUCUGGAAGAGGGGCGGAGAAGGAGGGUGCCGGAUGCUUAGGCAAAGGCCUGGGGCAGCCCUGCCCAGCCGCCCCCAGGCAUAAAACCGCGGAAAGAGGAGAUGGCCCAGAGAAGCCCAAACUUCUCAACGCUUGGCCCAACCGAAAGGCGGAUCCGGAACUUCCCGCUGCACAGCCAAGCCCUGACAGCGGUUCCUCUGGGCUCAGCCCGCCUGGUGGACCAGCUGGAGGACAGGAUCCUCAGCCAUGAGAAGACCACAGCCGCACUGGUGGAGCACGCCUUCCGCAUCAAGGAGGACAUUGUCUCCACGCUGCACCGGAUGCAGAACAAGGGGGGCGGUGACCGGCUGGCCAGGCAGCUGCUGGAGGAGCACAUCCGCAACAUCACCGCCAUCGUCAGGCAGCUGAACCGGGACAUCGAGGUUCUGCAGGAGCAGAUACGUGUCAGGGAUAACCUGAGUUACGGAACCAGCUCGACCCUGAAGAACUUGGAGAUGCGGCAGCUGUCCGGCCUGGGGGACCUUCGGGGGCGAGUGUCCAGAUGUGACGCCGGGCUAGCCAGGGUGUCCGCGGAGCAUAAAGUCACCUACGAGAGACUUCAGAGCCUGAGUAAAGAGCAACAAGCAACAAAAUUGAUCCUGGAGUCUAAAAUCAAAGAAACAGAAAUACAAAUUUCUCAUCUUCUGAGCAGAAUUGAGCAAUCCGUGAUGCAACAAGAUGCUAAGCUCAAGCUGGCCUACAAAGAGAGCAACCAGCAGCUCCAUCUUCUGGAUGCCAAAUUACAGGAGGCCAUUGAUCACCUCACUAGCCAGAUCUCCUCUGCCCGCAGUGGGAUGGAGCAGGAGCAGGAGCGCUUUGAGAAGAAGUUUCUGGAGAAGAUAGACCACCUCUCUCUGGCCAUUAAGGAGAAAAGUGAAAUGGACAGCAGAGCCCUGGAAAUGCAGCUGAGUGAGAUCCAUGGGAAGCUGGAGAAAAUGGAAGCUGUGCAGAAAUUUGCAGCCCAGGAACAGGAGGCGAAGCAGGCCGAGGAUAAGAUGAGUGUCCAGCUCAGCAAACUUCAGACAGAUUUCACCGAGGACAUCAAAGAAGUCAAGGCAGAGGUUAGCGCUGGACUCUCCACCAUCUACGAGAGCAUAGGUUCCCUGCAGCAGGUCCUGGAAUCGAAAAUGAAGCUGGACAAGGAGGAGUUGCAGAAGCAGAUCGAGCAGAUGAAGUGAGCGGGCAGCAAAGCCCUGCGGAGCUUUGCCAGUCAGGAGGCGAGCAGGCCGCAGGGCAAAGCGUCUGCAUCCCUCUGUUCCAGGUUGGGAGGGAAACCCACCGUCUGGGCCAAGCGGCUGGUCCCCAUUCCCUGGAGCUGUGGGUCCUUUUACUGUAAAUAAGACACACCAGGUGUGGCCAGCGACACGUGUCCUUUGAAAGGGAGGCCCCGCGAGGACCACGGCUGUGCCGUUCUCCCUGCACUUCGGAAACUUGCUUCCUUGAACUGGGACAAAGCCUCGCCGUGCCAUCUGUUUCAAUGUGCCAAAAGAGCCAACGACCUGAGCUGGAAGACGGGUCAGUGAAGGAGGCACUAGAAUUCAAAUCACUCUGCCCAGAGCGGGACUGAGGCGGUUUGCAGUUGGUAAGUGGGUGCCAACCAAGGAGGGAAGGCGGCCAUCACCGGGAGAGCAUCCUCUGCGCCAGAUUUUUGCUGAGCAGCUGGUGGUCCCUGCACAUUUGAUUGCUCCUUUGGCUUCCACCAAUGUACCCACCCUGCGUAAAGGUCUCAGGACAAGUUCCAAGAACGGCCUGUAGCUUUUGCCCGCUUGUACUUCUGCACAGUCUGUGAAUCCAUUCUUGCUCUGGACCUCUCUCUGCCCAUUUUCUCCCCACUUUUGACUUUCCCGAACGCCUGCUCUUCGGGGCUGCUCCUGUUCUAGCCCGCGUGCCCUUGAAGGCCUCUUGCCCUCUGUCCCUCGGCUGCUGCUCCUGCACCCCUUUCCUCUGGCUCCGGAACUCUUGGCCCCCUGCAGCUCUCUCGCCAGCCCUGCCCACAUCAUCCUAUUCGCCCGCCACCCCUUCAGUGGGCACCUUAGCCAAUCACUGCCAAAGCACUCCCGCUACACCCAGGGCCCAGCUCAGUGGCCACAGGAUGCUGGUGUCUCCCCAAACGAGGACCAGAUGGCUGCAGAUGGUAGCCAAGGCCUCACUUUGUGCCCGCCAUCCUUGCUAGUCACAAACCUGGCCCCAUGUAAGGCAGCAUCCGAGGUUCACAGCAGAAUGCCCCAGAGCGGGACCUGGAGGAUGGCAGCAGCUUUUCCGGUCCCGUGCCCUCCUUGUCUCCUGUCGCACCCUCUGCAGCCAGGCCCCCAUCCCAGAAGGGUCGCCUGCCCUCCAUCUCCAAGGAUCCACCCAGCCACAGGUACUGUCGCCCUUUCUAAACAGCAUAAGAUGCAUGCUGGAGAAACUGGAGCUGUGCUGUGGUUGAAAUCCCCCAGACUCCAACCCAACCUUGUGGGCCUUUGGGGGUCCAACUGACUAGGCACCAGGAAGGGAAAGCAAAUCAAGGGUUUUUCCCUCCGAAUGCCGUGGGGCUUGGACUGUGCCCCCAGGAGCCUUGUCCGGGGGGAGUUUCUACAGGAACUGGUUUGUUCUGCCUUCACCUGGAGCUGAGAUGAUUUUGUACAGAUGUUCAAACAAGCUGGUAUUUUCACAAAAACCACACUCCUGACUUUAUUACACCUCUUCCUCGGUUUGUGUUUUGUUAAGGUUCUGGUUUUGUAACGUCUCGUGGUGGAGAAUCUUACAAUGUUUUCCUCAGAAUGUUAACCUCAUACAGAUAUGAGCUAAGCUGGUAAAAUGUAGAAUAUCGUAAUAGAAGGUCUUUGCACCAAAAGCACGUCCAUUCCAUGACAGUCCAGCCCCCUCCCCUGGAUGUUCAGCUGGGGGGGCCGUGGAAGAAUUGGGUUUUCAGCCCUUUCCCUACAAGCGAACUGUACAGAUUGGAUUCCGUCUGUUUCCUGUAUUAUAACUGUUUUUCCCGUACUGCCCCUCCUUGGGCAGCGAGCCCAAAUCAGAGAGGCCCACCAGGCCUGGGGCACUGUUACGACGUUACUUCUUACAGUCACGCUUUAAAGAACUUCAAACAUGCUGGUUUAAUUAAAUCUCGUGUGUUUGCAAAUCUCCCUCUCCCCAGUCUGUUUGGCAAAUCCAGAGGUUCCACCGCAGCAGAAUCCUGACAGAUGUGGGGAUCGACUGAACCGACUCUGGUGGGCUGGCUCAAAGCCACCCUCCAUCUUUCCAUCGACACUCGGUUGACUCUCCUAAUCCCAGAGACCUUAUGGUGGACCAAGGAAUUUGCAGGGAACGAAUGGACCCGCACCUCCACCGUGCGCCGCGCCGUGAUUGCAGGUGGUGGGGGCUGGAGCCACCCUUCCAAGGGCCCUGGCUCCGCUUUCCACGACUGUAAACCUGUGCAAAGCCAGUGGCGCACCCUGAGCGGAGGAAAGUUGCUUAGGUUCGGUUCUGUCUCCUCUCAUUGCGGAGACGUGGCAGCCCCGGCGUGUGCCCUAGCAUCCCACCUCCUUGCGCGUGGACGAUGUGACCAGUGCUCCCUCCUUGCAACCGAAGAUGGAUCAGGCAGAAUGUCCCAACUGCCCCCACAUAGCCAGCCAGCCACAUCUGACGUUGGCAGGGCUUUGCUCGCUGCCGCCAGUCCUGAAUCAGCUGGAGCCCACAGCCUGGCCAGCAAAUCUCUUGUUAAGGGGGGAAAUGUGCAUCUGUGAACGGAAAGUCUCUUUCUC
Molecule: messenger RNA, 3793 nt
Organism: Python bivittatus (Burmese python)
Lineage: Eukaryota; Metazoa; Chordata; Lepidosauria; Squamata; Pythonidae
Source: RefSeq, a predicted model, not a curated record